Cynocephalus volans (Philippine flying lemur) is the source of this 261-nucleotide messenger RNA. Its product is annotated as cytochrome c oxidase subunit 7A2, mitochondrial-like. NCBI's taxonomy places the organism in Eukaryota, Metazoa, Chordata, Mammalia, Dermoptera, Cynocephalidae. The record is from RefSeq and is a predicted model, not a curated record. Bases 1 to 252 code for a protein of 83 amino acids. Gene Ontology annotation, biological process: regulation of oxidative phosphorylation; mitochondrial respirasome assembly; mitochondrial electron transport, cytochrome c to oxygen. The transcript has a single exon.
AUGCUGAGCAAUCUGCCGGCUCUUCGUCAGAUUGCCCAGAGGACCCUAAGCACUGCUUCACGGAGGCAUUUUGAAAAUAAAGUUCCAGAGAAACAAAAGCUGUUUCAGGAGGAUAAUGGAAUUCCAGUACAUCUAAAGGGUGGGGUAGCUGAUGCCCUCCUGUAUAGAGCAACCAUGAUUCUUACAGUUGGUGGAACAGCAUAUGCCAUAUAUCAGCUGGCUGUGGCUUCAUUUCCCAAGAAGCAGGCUUGACUUUGGUCA